CUCUUCACCACAUUACUUAUUCACUGGCUGGAGGAACAUAACCGUUCCCAACUGGACUCUGUUAGGAAGAGCAAGACUGUCGGGCAACAAAGCAUCAAUAUGGCUUUCUCCGACGAGAUACCAGAUCCUCCGAUCAAACAAGAAGCUUCCUACAGUGUCACAUCUGGCUCGAGCCAAGCAAUCACGGCCCCCAAAUCGCUGUCCCAAAAGCGUCGCAGACCAGAUGAGUCUCAAGAGUUGGGAGAAAAGCGACAGAGGAUUGCCUCCGGCUCUUCAGCAAGUAGGCCUGCAGAACCUCUAAGUGUCAAAUUCCGUGAAAUGCUUGCUCAAGCUGAAGGCGCUGUCAUGCAACAACAUGCGCCAUCUGCCAAUAGGCUGCAAAUCUAUCAGGAACAGGCUGAAUCGUCAUGUCCUGCUGGUGCUCAGUACGAGCAUAUUGAGCCCGAAGGCCAAAGUCGUGGCUUUAUGUCUGAUCCUCAUCUCUAUAUGCGAAUUCUAAGUCUCCCGAUAUUGGAAAGUCUGUCUAUCCAAAUCUUGUCAACCCUUACCCAGGGGCAUUGGCUUGCGACUUUAAGAGUCGUACAGGCGCCUCAAUCAGAGCUCGGCCAAGCAUAUACUACUCUGAAGUCGCUUUUCGAUCAGACCAAGCAAAUAUACUCCCAAAAUGAUCCCUUCUUAUCUGCGGACGAACUCAACAUCCACGAGUCCGAACAUCGUGCCACAAUUCGAAUCACAAAUCUGGCUACCUUCAUUUCUUCAGCCUUCGGGGGCUCUGUUGGAUUUUACGAACUCAAUGACCACUUCAUCGAAACCUUUACUCCUGAUGGAGAACCGAUGUCGAAGGAAGCUGGUGAUCUCUUUCUGAGCCUCAAGACCCAGAUGUUCUUGUCAGCGGUGACUCAGGAGGAGCAGGAGAGGACAAAAGAGGAUAUCCUCGAAGACUUCUUCCCCGUAGGUUUUGACGAGCUGCUUAUGAGCCGACAUCCCGCCAUAGAAUUGGCUGAGAGUGAGAAUGAGUUUCUCCGAGCAUCACAGGAGCGUCGCUACUUCCUCAUGACAGAGGCGAAUGAUAUAGAAUCGAUUCAGGAAAUUUCGUCGAAGUUCGCCUGGGAGGACUUUUUACAGAGUCUAAGUGCCCAUCUUAGCAAGACCUACGGACCGAUGAUCACUCCUUAUAUGAAACGUCAUGCUCUCACAGCUCCAGCACCUCCUGUUCGCGGAGUGAUCCAGAACACUGCCCAGGACACUAACAACAUAGCCCCGUCAUUCGCGGAAGUGCUAAAACGUGCUACACAAGCCACAAUGGAUGCAUUCCAACCCAGGUCUGCCAACAAUAACACACAGAAUCACGAAGAAUCUUCUUCGCCCCCUCAACAAUCCCAACACAAUGCGACUCAGGAUGGCUCCGCUGAUGCUGCUAAAAAAAAGGCCCCUCAUCCUAGCCAGUCGGUUCCAACUGUAGUGCUAUAUGAAAGAGCCCGCAAGGCAGCCGCUUCCAAGGCAAACAAUGGUCAUCGUAAACCAGGAGUACCCAGUGCAAGACGACCUUGGACGCCCCACGAAGAGGGCGCCUUAAUGACGGGUCUUGAUAUGGUCAAGGGGCCACACUGGAGCCAGAUCCUAGCCCUCUUUGGACAAGGAGGGUCUCAUGGUGAACAACUCAAGGAUAGAAAUCAAGUGCAGCUGAAGGACAAGGCGAGGAAUCUCAAACUGUUCUUCUUGAAGAACAGUGACGAGAUGCCGUUCUACCUAAAAGGUGUUACCGGUGAUCUCAAAACUCGAGCACCGGGGCAAGCCAGUAAAAAGGAAGCUGAAGCAAGACUAAAAGCCAACGCCGUUGAGGAAAAAGAUCGUGUCAACGGGAUCAUGACGCUGGCCCAAGGCUUGCAAGACCACGAUUACAGUGAUUCGGCGGUUUCUACUCCAUCACCUGCCAGUGACGGAAGUCCAUUUCAUGAAGUUGAGCCCGCGAGCCAAGAACACGCUUUGCCUGUACUUCAAUCAGAAGAUGAACACCUUCGUCAAUCACUGUUGGCAGCUUCUGGUGUUUCCGUGAGGAGUGGAGCCGCUCCCACUGCCAGUAUGAUUUAGUCUGCACAGCUGGCAAUUCUGCUAGGUUAUGAAAUUGUUUGAGUUGGAAUUGGUUGCUGUAGUACUAAUUCAUAUAACUGCACUUGAUUCUUCUGAGUUCGAAAGCGACACCCCAACCUGCGAGCAUAUUUACGGUGUAC
This is a messenger RNA of Hyaloscypha bicolor E, 2231 nucleotides long. RefSeq lists its product as uncharacterized. Gene Ontology annotation, molecular function: protein homodimerization activity; double-stranded telomeric DNA binding. The transcript has 5 exons. Bases 100 to 2091 code for a protein of 663 amino acids. Lineage: Eukaryota; Fungi; Ascomycota; Leotiomycetes; Helotiales; Hyaloscyphaceae. Gene Ontology annotation, biological process: telomere maintenance via telomere lengthening. The record is from RefSeq and is a predicted model, not a curated record.